AUGGCUCUCCUUCUGCUGUCUGCCUUCGGUCUACUGGGACAACAAGCCUCGGGGUUGACCUUUGACUUACCGUCGUCGCCACCGUCAACCGCAAGUGCACAACUAUCAGAUGCGCCGGUGGGAGUCUCUUUCGAAUUCUUCGCCUUCCCAGCCUACAUGAACGACGUGGCUUCGACCAACAAAUGUCUGCAGAACCUGAAAGAUGUGUCUGGGACUUGGCCGCCGAUCAGAAUCGGAGGCACCACUCAAGAUCGAGCAACGUACGAUGCUUCGUCCACAGAGGCAGUCACCUACACCGUCUCCGACCCGGCCGAUGCUCCCGACGCACUCACCUUCGGCCCACCCUUCAUCUCUCUCGCCGCGACAUACGAGGGGAAGGUGACGCUCGGCCUCAACCGCCGUCUCAACGACAUUGACAACACUAUCGCUGCCGCCAUCCUGGCCAAGAACAGUAUCACUAACCUACAAGCCAUUGAGCUGGGUAACGAGCCGACCUUCUACACCGAUGACGACCCUAUUGCUGACAGCGGCUCAUACACCGCUGACGCCGACUACGCCAGCCAAGUCGCAUGGCAGGACGCCGUCAGCGGUAACCUGUCCGCCACAGGUCUCAUCUCGGCGGGUGUCUAUUUUGGUACCGACCCCAUGAGUAUCGUCGGCUUGACGGGAGUCGAGGGCGACGCAAAUGACCUGGUCAAGGACUACUGCUCGCACAACUACCCACAGUCGCAGUCGACCGCGGACCUCGAGACGCUCAUGGGACACAGCGACAUUGCCAGCCAGAUCAGUGGGUUUGAAGAUGAGAUUUCCGCCGCCAAGGCAAAGGGGAAGCCGCAUAUCUUUGGAGAGACAAACUCUGCUACUCAAGGUGGUGGGGGCAUCAGUCCCACGUACGGUGCUGGCCUCUGGCUUCUAGACUACGUGAUGCAGGCGCUUGUUCUGGGAACUGAUUCUCUCUACUUCCACCACGGAACAAUAGGAAACUGCCAAUACUGCUGGUGGGGUCGUUACAGUAUGGGAGCACCUUACUACGGUGCGUACUUUGCCACGCUCGCCCUCGCCGGCGCAGAUCAGAUUGCCCCCCUAGACGGGCAGACGGACGGCUACGCCGCCUACGCCAUCUACAAGGGAGGAGCGCCCGUCAGGGUCCUCCUGUAUAAUUCGGACUACUAUACCACGGGCACGCGCUCCUCUCAGACAUUUGUCCUGUCCGGCCUGACCUCGGACAGCGUCACGGCCAAGCGCCUCACAGCUGCUUCCGCGACGUCGAGGGUCGACAAGGGCUCUAGUCCCACCGUCGCCGGCCAAACGUUUGCAGACGGCACCUGCGAGAUUCAAGGUGACGCCGUGAGCGAGACAGUCACUGUAUCUGCCGGUGAGGCUACGUUUACUCUGAGUGCGUCAGAGGCGCUGCUGGUCACUCUGUAG
Messenger RNA from Geosmithia morbida, 1428 nucleotides. Its product is annotated as Glycoside hydrolase family 79. The transcript has 7 exons. The record is from RefSeq and is a predicted model, not a curated record. The coding region runs from base 1 to 1428 and encodes 475 amino acids. Lineage: Eukaryota; Fungi; Ascomycota; Sordariomycetes; Hypocreales; Bionectriaceae.